Westerdykella ornata is the source of this 852-nucleotide messenger RNA. RefSeq lists its product as uncharacterized. The transcript has 2 exons. The coding region runs from base 1 to 852 and encodes 283 amino acids. The record is from RefSeq and is a predicted model, not a curated record. NCBI's taxonomy places the organism in Eukaryota, Fungi, Ascomycota, Dothideomycetes, Pleosporales, Sporormiaceae.
AUGUCGAAACUCUCGCCGAGCCUCAAAGGCCUCAUAAACGCCGCCCAUGCACGCCCCGGAAUCACUCCCGCACCGCAUAACAUCGACGCACUAUACUCCAAGAUCGAACGAGAAGCCUCCACACGGAAACUCGGGCGGCCGUCAUGGCUUGCCCUAUCCACAGCGGCAACAAUGACGAUGAAUUCCCCAGCUUCAAUGGUGGCAUUGUUUAAUGUUGCACGGGCGUCGAAAGCUACAAGCGAGGCAGUCGCAAUAGCGGAGCUGAUGCGGGAGGUGGGAUUGAAGUGCAUAGGGUUCAAUGGGAUACCUCGAACCAUCAACAUGCUCAACGAAUUCAAAGCGCAACUUCCACCCUCUGUCGCUUCCUCGCUCUCCACCACACCCACCCGAGAACCCACACCAUCCAAUAUAGAAGCAAUAAAGGAGCGCGGCCGCAAGUUAUGGGACUCCAUAUACCGCCCACUGGAAAAGAAGCUGGAGGCCAAACUAGCAGACACACAUCCAGAUCUUCCCGUGUACAUCCUCAGCGGUGGGUAUGGCGCAUUGUUCAGCGAUCCACCUCGCACGACCGGCGCAAAUGUAGGACGCAUAACAACAAGCAUAAUAGCGAUUGCAUGUCUGCGGGCUCAGCAGGGUGUAGGGCCACAGGUCUUGAGCCAUGUUUUCGGUUUGCGGAAAGCUUGGGAUGACGGAACUUGGCGGACUGAGCCGGACGCAGGCGAAGAGGAGGCGAUUAGGUGGCUUGUGAGCGAUGAGGGAUGUACAUGGAUAUUGCAGAAGGUGGAUGAAAUUGUGGAAGCGAUAGGGAAAGGUGAAGGGACGACAUUUGCUCCGAUCAAGGCGAAGUUAUAA